AUGAAUGAAUUUUUCUUAUUUCUAAUCCCAGUUUUCACUCAUUGUUACAUCAUUAAUUCACCUUUUAACCGUUUAUACAAAUACAAAGUUUUAAAGAGUUUGUUCAACGAUGGGAAAGGUUUGGUGAAUGAUCUUAAAAGGUUUGAAUUGAUGGAGUUGCCAUAUAAAUUAGAUGAAUUGAGUCCCGACUUAUCGGAGGAAGCAGUCAGAUUUCAUUAUCUGAAACAUCAUCAAGGAUACGUAAAUAAUUUAAACAAAUUAGGAGAAACAAAUCCACACAUAUUCAACCAAACAUUAGAGGAAUUGAUAAGGUCAGCGGAAGGAAAAGUAUAUGAAAAUGCCUGUCAAAUAUGGAAUCAUAACCAAUAUUGGCUGGGACUUGAUCCACACAGUGCUGGAAAACCUACGAAAUUUGUUGAAGAUGUCAUUAACCUAACAUUUCAAACAUAUGACAACUUCAAGCAACAAUUUGUAGAAGCAGCUGCCAAUCAUUUUGGAAGCGGAUGGGUGUGGCUUCUUUAUUUCAAAAAUGAACCCAAUUUAAGAAUUGUGGAUACACAUGAUGGCGACAAUCCAAUUAAACUAUAUAAUAAUGGCAAACCUCUGUUAACACUAGAUAUAUGGGAACAUGCGUACUAUAUCGAUUAUAGAAAUGAUAGAAGAGGAUAUACAAAUUCAUGGUUCAAUAAAGUUAACUGGAAUCGAGUAGAAAAAUCACUUAAAGAACAGAUGAACAUCUGA
Messenger RNA from Theileria parva strain Muguga, 741 nucleotides. RefSeq names its product Iron/manganese superoxide dismutase (gene SODB). Lineage: Eukaryota; Apicomplexa; Aconoidasida; Piroplasmida; Theileriidae. Bases 1 to 741 code for a protein of 246 amino acids. Gene Ontology annotation, molecular function: metal ion binding; superoxide dismutase activity. The record is from RefSeq and is a predicted model, not a curated record. Gene Ontology annotation, biological process: superoxide metabolic process. The transcript is spliced from 6 exons.